AUGUCCUAUCCCUACGACCGAUCGCGCAGACAGCACCGCGGCACCUUCACCUACUGGCUACCCUUGGUUUUCACUGUGACUGUUGCGACUGUUGGUAUUGCGGCUUGGAUAUGGAGUGAGCGAAAAGACGACGACGAGGACCAGCUUCCUCCUCCCCCUCCAGGACCUGGCUAUCCACCCCCAGGGGAGCCGUAUGGCAGGAACCCAGAUGGCAGCAUCCGAACGGGACCACCGUCCUAUAACGAUGGGCGCCCCGGCGAAGCUGCGUACGGACCUCCACAACCCUCACAACCACAAGGCUACUUUGCGCAGAUGUCUGGCGCGCUAGGUGGGGCGCUGCGCAGAACCCCUAGUCCUCAGCAAUUCAUCGAUGGUGCGAGCAGGAGCGUAGCGGCUGGAGUCGCGGCCGCGGGUGCCGUUGUUGGAAGUGCUUUGUCCUCGAUUAGAGAGGAGGAUAAGAAUGCGUAUACGGAUCAUAAGACGUGGUCGGAGGAGGCAGAAGCACGGGCUCCUGGCGCAAGUCCCGGCCCGCCUUCACAGGGCAUUGAGAUGCGAUCUGCGAGCGAGGAGGGUCCAUCUACUGCACGAGUGCCGGUAACUACUGGACGACGGAAGACGGUGGCUAUUGUUGUGUCUGCUGACACAAAUGAUGAUGGCGUGUUGGAUGAGGAGGACACUUUCCAUGAGCAUGCUUCCAUUCUAUCCCAUCUCCCUCGCAACACCGACUUCUCGAAGAUACGUCUAUUCGUCCUCAUCUACGCACCCGGAUUAAAGGAGCAUCCACUUGACUCCGCGGCCAAUCGCCCACCGGGAUCUCUCAGCUCCUCAUUCUCCAACAUUGGUCAUGAUCAAGCACAAACCCCUACCGACGAGAAACCACCAUUCUCCUCGUCUAAUUCUCCAGCAUUCAAUGCCAUCUACUCUGAAGCUCUUGCCCUCGUCGAAAAAGAUACCAUGGUUCUCCCCUUUACCACCUCCUCAGGACACAUCCACAUACUACGCCACCUCAACCCCGAAAUCGUAUACCUCCAAGAGUCACUCGCAGGUUCCAACGGCGAACUCAUCACACAUCUCCAAAGCUGGCUACGCCAAGACGUUGUUCUGGUCGUCGGGGCUGAAGGAGGCGGUGGGUUGGCAGAUAGCGAGUCGGAGGCUGAACAGCCGUCGAAGGAGAACCAAUGGUGGAGGAGUGAGGAGAGAGUUGGACUUGGACGCGGGGUGGUUGUGGUUGAAGGGUUGAGGGUCGGUGAUGACUGGGCUAGGAGAGUGGAAAACAAGGAAUGA
Messenger RNA from Amorphotheca resinae ATCC 22711, 1284 nucleotides. RefSeq lists its product as hypothetical. The transcript is spliced from 4 exons. NCBI's taxonomy places the organism in Eukaryota, Fungi, Ascomycota, Leotiomycetes, Helotiales, Amorphothecaceae. The record is from RefSeq and is a predicted model, not a curated record. The coding region runs from base 1 to 1284 and encodes 427 amino acids.